Xenopus laevis (African clawed frog) is the source of this 7880-nucleotide messenger RNA. RefSeq names its product regulatory factor X7 L homeolog (gene rfx7.L). Gene Ontology annotation, molecular function: DNA binding; DNA-binding transcription factor activity, RNA polymerase II-specific; DNA-binding transcription factor activity. The transcript has 9 exons. Gene Ontology annotation, biological process: regulation of DNA-templated transcription; regulation of transcription by RNA polymerase II; DNA-templated transcription. The record is from RefSeq and is a predicted model, not a curated record. Gene Ontology annotation, cellular component: nucleus. Bases 592 to 4920 code for a protein of 1442 amino acids. Lineage: Eukaryota; Metazoa; Chordata; Amphibia; Anura; Pipidae.
UAGCCGGUGAGACUAAGGUUGGAGAUUGCUAGCGCUGUAUGUGUGUGUAUGUGUGUAUUUGUGUUGCCAGGCUGUGUCCGUCUCGGCUGUGUGGAGUUGUUGUUGUCAGGAAGAGUGCGCCUGCGCGGUCCGUGUGCAGCCUCCGCUCCUCUCCAGUGAGCGCCGUGUGGGCUGCUCACGGCUGCAGUGGGUCCAGGUGUUGGCUAGUCACGGGGCACCGUCGGGAAGAAAUACAGUUGCCGUUUUAGCUUAAUGAUCCUCGACAGCGGAGUCGUCUGAAGUUACGGACACCCCAAAUUUACCCUUGGGUUUCUCUCCUCCCAGCGAGCUUACCAUGCACCUCACCCUAUUCCACGCGUCUUCGCCGUUUUAGCUGCCCGCACCCCACCUGUUCCCCAGACGAGCUCUCCUUCGUCAUGUCCCUCCAGCAGGGGAAGGCGACUUACUCGAGGUCGGGGUAAAGGCCUAGUUUGCAGUGCUCCUUCCGUCCUCCUGCUUCCCACCCCUCCCCACCUUCUCUCUCUCUCUCUCUCUCUCUCUCUCUCUCUCUCUCUCACACACACACACACACCGAGCUCAGCAUCAGCAAUCAUGGAAGAGGAACAGCAGCAGCAGCAGCAGCAACAACAAGCCCAGAAAAUGCAAGGCACAGAGCAGUCUGCCCAGCUCCCUCCCUCUGCACCAGGGGCACUGCCAGCCUUAGUGACAGGACUGCAAGGCACAGAGGCCAAUGCACUGCAACACAAGAUCAAGAACUCCAUCUGUAAAUCCAUACAAUCAAAAGUGGACUGCAUAUUGCAAGAAGUUGAGAAGUUUACAGACCUUGAGAAGCUCUUCCUCUACCUCAAACUGCCUUCUGGUCCUAGCAAUGUCGAGAAAAGUGAUCAGAACUCUUUGUCAUCAAGUCGGGCUCAGCAAACACAUGCAUUCUCCUGGAUUCGGAAUACUUUGGAGGAGCAUCCAGAGACUUCACUGCCAAAGCAGGAGGUUUAUGAUGAAUAUAAGAGCUAUUGUGACAAUCUUGGCUAUCAUCCACUAAGUGCUGCAGACUUUGGAAAGAUUAUGAAAAAUGUCUUUCCAAACAUGAAGGCACGUCGCCUGGGCACAAGAGGAAAAUCGAAGUAUUGCUAUAGUGGACUUCGUAAGAAAGCUUUUGUACAUAUGCCGUCACUUCCCAACCUUGACUUUAACACGUCUGGAGAUGGGCUGGACGGAAUAGAAGUUUCCACACUGUUGCAAAGUGCUGAUGAAGAAGUUGUGUCUGCUGCUUGUCGCCUUGUGUGUGAGUGGGCUCAGAAGGUUUUAAGUCAGCCAUUUGAUUCUGUCUUGGAUUUAGCACGUUUUCUCGUUAAAAGCCAUUAUAUUGGCACUAAGUCGAUGGCAGCACUCACUGUAAUGGCGGGUGAUUCAGCAGGAUUAAAGGGAAUUACACAGACUUCAGCUUUUGUUCCUAUGUCUGAAAGCAAUUCUUUCCACCCACAAGUAAGGAACUUGACUUCCCAAGUAGAUGCCAAGCAGCAGCUGCAGAGGAAAAUACAAAAGAAGCAGCAAGAACAGAAGCUUCAGUCACCAUUACCAGGAGAACUUCAAGUGAAAAAACAAGAUGGAACUGCAUCCAAUGGAAUAACCAAUAUUUGUAAUGGAAGCCCUGCCAUCCUCUCUCCUCAGCCUAUUGGCAUUGUAGUGGCAGCUGUUCAAAGCCCAAUUCCGGUACAACGAAACAGGCCUCUUGUGACUUCACCCAGUCCUAUUGGUUCUUCUGAAGGCAAAGUUCUCCCUCUAAAUGUGCAAGUGGUCACUCAGCACAUGCAGUCUGUAAAGCCAAAGACUCCCCAGAAUAUCCCAGCAAGUCCUGUUGGUGAUCGUUCUGCUCGACAUCGAUACCCUCAAAUCCUUCCUAAGCCAGCCAGUUCUAAUGCUUUGACGAUCCGUUCUCCUACCACUGUGGUUUUUACAAGUAGUCCGAUCAAGACAGUUGUUCCUACUCCACAUGUUAGUUCACUGAAUGUGGUUAAAAUGACAACAAUCUCUCUUGCUCCAAGCAGUGCUGGUACCACAGUGAAACAAACUUCCAAUAAUAGUACAAGCGCUACAGACGAGACUAGAACUGGUCCUCAGAUUAAGAAUGGUUCUGUGGUUUCUUUGCAAUCUCCUGUACCCAGAGUAGGCACACCUGUUGCGUCUUCAGUGGAGGUAAAAACAGAACCUGAAAUUGUAUCUGAGGACACGGCAGUGCGGUGCCAAAAGUCUCCUGAUAGUUCCAAAGUUCAAAAAAGAACUUUAAUGAGUUUCACACACAAGGGUAAUCAAGAGAGUGUGACAUCAAAGUUAUCCCACGAUGCUACACGGGAUCAGGCUGUUAAAAGUAUUGAUCACAGAGCUGAAGGAACAAGGACCAAAUGUAAAAGCCGUUCUGUUGAAGGUAUAAAUGUUUCUUCAACAGGCAGUAAUCAGAGUACUCUAACUCUUUGCGUUGCACCUCGAACUUUAUUUAAUAAUCGCUCUAGUCAAAACACUAAUGGAGAUCAAGGAGUGAAAGAUGUCCGAAUGUGUACCAAAAGUCCCCGUAAGCGAUUACCAACUACAGGGCAGGAGUCGCCAAUACCACCAGCUAAAAAAUCACUUCUAGGUCAGUUACCUUCAGAAUGCCCUGCACCAGAAGGUAUUGCUAUUAAAAAGAUUCCUAAAACACUGUCCGCAAAAAAUGAUGAUGCUGUUACUCUUGCUUUAGUACCAAGCAAAGAAACAGAAGGCAAUAAUACCACUUUAGCAGCAAAUUACUCUUUGAGUUGUGUUGCUGAAGCACCCAGUGAUACACCCCAAGAGCUUGUGGCCUCAUCUCAGGAUGUUAACCUAAAACUAGAAGGAAAUGUGUUUAAGUUUGUGAAUGAAUCAAAGUCAGAUAACCCUUUUAGUCAAGAUGCCUGGCAACAGAUAGCUGAAGAUGCAGAUUUCCCGUCUUCUAACUGUGAGCAGACUCAAACUAUUGGUGUACUGGAUAUGUCUGGAACUUCUGGUGCUGAUAACCUGCAGAAACCAGUAUGGGAUACAGUAGAUUUUGAAGGAAUACAGCAGGACACAUACAGCCAGCAACUUGAAGAUUCAUCUUUGAAUCAGCUACAAGCACAUUCUUCAAACCAGUUACCUCAGCGUUCUGACAUGACUGACCCUAGCUUCUUUUCUUUUGAUGAUGACCUCACACAGGACAGCAUUGUAGAGGAACUGGUGCUCAUGGAAGAACAAAUGUCAAUGAACAAUAAUCCUCAGAACUAUGGUAAUUUAGGUAUGGUGUUGCAAAACCAAUCAACCGCUAGCCAUGGGACACCAGUACCCACUCAUCCAGGCAGUGCACACUUUUACCAUUCAGUCCACAGCAGUGUAACACCUGUUCACACACCCACUCCGACGCCAACACCCACUCCAACGUUAACUCCAACUCCAACAUCUGAAAUGAUGUGUGGCACUCAGAGCUUAUCUAGAGAAAGCCCAUGCUCUCGUUUAGCUCAAACAACACCUGUAGAUAGUGCUUUAGGAAGCAGUCGACAUACACCAGUUGGAACUCCUCAUUCUAACUGUAGCAGCAGUGUUCCCCCAAGUCCAGUUGAAUGCAGAAAUCCAUUUGCGUUCACACCUAUAAGCGCAAGCAUCUCAUAUGAUGCUAGCAUUGUGUCAAGUAGUCCGGUCAAACCAAUGCAGAGGCCUAUGGCAACCCAUCCAGACAAAACUAAAUUAGAAUGGAUGAAUAAUGGUUAUAGCAGUGUAGUAAAUCCUUCCAUUUCCAGCCAUGGUAUUCUUCAAAGCUAUAAAGAGCUGGACAGUUUCAGAAAGCCACAUGCGUUUGCAGUGCCUGGUCAGUCAUAUCAGUCUCAGUCUAGACAUCAUGACAAUCAUUUUGGCAGGUUGACCCCUGUGUCACCAGUGCAACAUCAGUUGUCCAUUAUAAAUAAUGCCAGCAAGCAAGAGGGAUUUGCAGUACCUGCACCUUUAGACAACAAAUCUACAAAUUCUUCUGGAAAUAGCAAUUUCAGGUGCCGUAGUGUAAGCCCAGCUGUACAUCGUCAACGUAACCUAAGUGGAAACACAAACUGCCCCGUUUCUAAUGUACCACAGUCUAAUAUGACAGCUUUUGGAACUCUAGUUGCACCAGAGAUUCAGAGUAUACUCAACAAUAUCCAACCAGAUAGUGCCAACAGUAUAGCUCAACGAAGUCAGUCAGUCCCUCUGACAGUAAUGAUGCAGACAGCUUUUCCCUCUUUGCAGAAACAAAGUAACACACAGAACAUCACACAUGUUUUAUUAAGUAAACUGGAUUCUGACCGAGAUGAUGCAGUCAGAGGGCUGGGAAUAAACAACUUGCCUUCUAAUUAUACUGCAAGAAUGAAUCUCACUCAGAUAUUAGAAACAUCUCCUAUGUUCUCUGGUGCCAGUCAGCAAAAUAUAUUGAAUUCCAGCAGUUCAUCUUAUGAAUUCCAAACCCCAUCUUACCUCACAAAAAACAAUAGUUCUGAGCAAAUCAGUUUUACACCUGGAGAAAACCAAGCACAAGCUGAUGAUAUUGGAGAGCAGCAACUUGAUUUUAGUAGCACUGUUAAGGAUCUGUUAGAUGGAGAUAGCCUCCAAACCAACCAGCAGCUUGUGGUUCAAGUGGCCUCAGAGUUGAACAACGCCUCCGACUUCUCCAGCGACAUUCGAUUGUCUUCUGAGCUCUCAGGCAGCAUCAAUGAUCUCAAUACUUUAGAUCCAAAUCUGUUGUUUGAUCCAGGUCGACAGCCUGGGCAGGACGAGGAUGCUACACUGGAGGAACUUAACAAUGACCCUUUGUUUCAGCAGAUUUGCAAUGAAUCCAUAAACUCCAUGACCUCUUCUGGAUUUGAAUGGAUGGAAAGCAAAGACCAUCCUACCGUUGAAAUGUUGGGUUAAUCUUGUAUUAUAAAUGUAGCACACUGUAUCAAAAAGGCAGACGUUGUAUUUGUCUUAAUGGAAGUGCCUCCCGCAGCAGAAAUAUUUGUAAUUAUGAGAUUUUAAUAAGGUUUGCUGCGCAAGUUGAUCUUUCAGCUGUUUUCAACAAGCUUAAAAAUAUCUGCAAUCUUGGGCAAUUGAUGAGCCAGUAUUAAAAUCCAUUUAUGUUUUUGCCCACUUGGUAUAAUUUCACUUGAGCUGACAGUCAUUGAAAAGCCAGUUACACUAAUGAGCAUGUUUUAGUCUGAUGUUUAGCUAGCUCCAGAUCAUGCUCCUCCCAGCUUAUCCUUUAUAAGAACUGCUGUUGUCCUUGAGGUGUAAAGAACAGACAAAUGCCCUCUUGGUUUGAUUAUAAUGAUUAUAAUGACUGGGAUACCGUUGUGAAUACUUCUAUUACUUGUGGCACGUGUAAAUUAUUAUCAAAAGAAAGGAAAGAAAUCUGUUCUUGUUAUAGAAACAUAACUAUGAGCAGUGCCCAGUAGCUGUGUGUUUUUUUUUUUUUUUUAAUGCACUAUGAUGUAAUAAGAACCUUUUUAAACGUCCGUGACCUCACAUGAUAUUUAGAAGUUUUAUUUUUUUUUAAUCCUGGUUUCUCACAUCACUUAAGCAGUUAUGUGAAAUCACUUUCCAGUGAGUUGACGAUGGUGCGGUGAAUUCUAAAACCGUGAGUAAGCUUCUGCGGAAUCGCCACCAUAUUUUGGAGGUUGCUUCCCAAAAGCCUCUCCACUGGCAGUGUAACAGCAGCUGAUAUUAAGCACUGAUAUUUCUAAUAUUAGUACAUAUUAGAAAAUGUGUCUUUGUUGCAUGUAUUUUUUUUUUCUUUUAGUAAGACAAGAGAAGAGAAAUUGGACUUUUAAGAUGACCUUUUACAACUCAUACUCCAUGUUUUAGGAUGCUUGCAUGCAUAACAGUGGCUGCCCUCUUUUUAAUGAUUAAGACGUAAGAAAGUUAUUGCUGGACACCGGAUAUAGGAAGAAUGCUUUCCUGUGAAGUGUUGCAUUAAUCACUUUUUUAUCAAUAUGUAUGUAGUGGCCAAGAAGGCUGUUGGGUAAGGAUAUGGACCGUAUACUCCUCAAGAUUUUUAUAAUCAACCAUGCCAUUCAGAAUUAUGAAGCUGUCACUGAAGGUUUUAAAAAGAGAAAAAUGCAUGUUAAACAAUUUUAGCUGUGUGUGCAAGCUUUGGAUACUCUCAAACUUCCUUGUUCGAUAUUCUGCAGCGCUUCAGCCCAUCAUUUAAAGCAGUGUAAAAACGACAACAGAAGUCCCCACAAAUGUAACAUUUUUGACCUUGCCUAUAAUCAAAUGGCUUAGUUGUGUAGAGUAAUCAUUUUGAUUAUGUGUUUAUCUCAGCCAGCUAUCGUUGUCAAAAUGCAAAUACCAUAAAGUUCAAAUUGUUUCCUCAUCCUCCGAAACAAACGGUGCUAAGGCCAACUCCAGAGCUUUGUAAACUUGUAUGUGAUAGUUUCCUUGGCCAUUCUAUGUGCUGGUAUUUUUAAAUAUUUUUUAAUACCUGCUCUUAGUACUUGUUACUACUGUACAUUGAGAUGGAGCACUAUUGCGUACCAAAGUAUUAAAAAAAAAAAGUAGAAGAAAACCCAAAGGAUAAAUUUGGUUUAUUUUAAUUGUGACCUUUGCAGGCAAAAAUUGUGUUUGUCUGUUGGGGGAAAUAAAGCGGUGAGCACGUUAGUACCAUAGCAGAAAUGUCAUUCUUUAUCCUAGUUUUAAAAACAAAAAAAAAAAGGAUUAUAUUUAUGCAAGAUCUAUAUAAACACCAGUGCUUUUACUGCUUUUCAGUGUUUGCAGGGCUGCCAUGGAAUAUGAUCCGCUAGCAGCAAACACUAUAAUUUUAUUUAGAUAGCAAAAAAAAAAUUGUAAAAAGAGAGAACCAUUGGCAAUGUACCCCUAUGUACAGUAUUGCAGCAAACACUUUCAAUUUUGAUUGGAGGCAUUUUCUGUAAGAUUAAUGUCUUUUCAUACUGCCUUGAAGUAUGACAUUUUGCUGCCAGAAGAUGGCACCAUUAGCAAUGGAAAAGGAUUAAUCAUGCGGACAUUCUCGGGUUCAUCUAUUGCACUAACUCUCCCUUGAACCUGUGGCACAUCUCUUCUGAUAAAUGCAACUAUUUUGCCCCAAGAGAAAAAAAAAUAGAGAAAAAUAAUUUCAUUCUAUUAAAAAAAAAAAAUCAAAUAAAUAAAAGUUUAAAAAAAAAAAAAGAAAAAUGUCAUACAAAUGACAGAUUCAAUUGUCUUAUGUAGCAAUGUGCAUUGAUCUCAGUGAGAUAUUCUAUUUCUUAUUCUCUUACAUGAGAAUAUUACAGCAGGAAGAAAUUACAUUUAGUUGCUUCACCGUGUUAAUACAUGAUCACAGUAUGUGCAUGUGUGUUAUUACCUUGUACAGUCUUGGUAUAUUCUUGUAACCACUUUUUUGCUGUAUUAAAAUUUGUUCUGUGUUGCCCUGGCAAAUCUAGUUAUUCACAGGAUGUUUCCUUUUAUGUUUACUAAUUCAGAUUAGUUGUUUGAAACUUUCCCACUUGUUUGUUUUUGUUUUAUUCCCUCAAAAAAAAAUUCUGUUUUAAAUUGACUUUUUUUAUCAUGAUACUCCAUUGCAAAUGCUCUUUUUGCAAACAAUUGCAUUACUCAGAGCUUUGGACUAUGAAGGGAAGAUUAUCCUGUGCAAUGCAUCUGAGUUACUGCAUAGAAGCAGCAGAAUGUGCACUACCUAUCGCACAUCAUCAAAAUACUCCCCUCUCAGUUUUUUACUGCAAAAAGACAUCUGAUGACCCCCUAUUUCAUUGUCUGAUGUACUGCUGAAACCACAGUAGUUUAAACUUGCAGUAGAAUUUCAGUUAUGUUUUAUAUGAAAAGUGCUCAAAAAAUGUUUUUUUUAAAUGUUUUCAAAAAACAAUAAAAAUAUUUUAUAUGAA